AUGGCCUUUAAACUGACCUCCCUGGUCAAAGCAAACGUCGGAAGUGCAGAUGAAAUACGCCCUUCCGGACUGCCCCCUCAGUCUCGAUAUUCCUUGAGGAAUGAGAGCUCCAAUAAUUUAUCAAAGCUCGAUAGCCUAGUCGCACUUGCCAAUCAACACGCUGAUCAUCAUUUUUACGAAAAGGCGGAAGCUUUGUAUCUCCAUGCCUUGAGAGGCUACGAGAAGGUACUCGUACCAAAUAGCCUACCCAUACUUGAUACGAAAAACAAUCUCGGGACACUUUACGCUCAGCAAUCCCGAUCAAGCGAAGCAGACUUGAUGUACAGCUCUUCUUUCAGAGGCAAACUUGAGAUGAUCGGCACUGAGCAUCCAUCUACGUUGAUGACGAUGCAUAAUUUUGGAGGCUUCUAUGCCCAUGAGGGCAAAGUGGAAGAGGCUGAAGUGCUUUACCAUACGGCCCUGUCCGGGAAGCUUAAAGUCUUUGGUCCUAAACAUCUCUCCACAUUGAAUACUAUGAACGAUCUUGGUAUUCUAUAUCGCUACAAGGGUAAUUUUGUGCAAGGCGAGAAAUUUUAUUCAUUGGCUUUGAAAGGGGAAAUUGAGACCCUCGGGAAAGGCCACAUAUUCACACUCGAGACAAUAAAUAAUCUAGGUUCUCUCUAUCAAGCACAAGGAAGGUGGAAAAAGGGCCUGAAAAUGCAUAAACGGGCUUUAAGAGGCCGGGAAGCUACGUUAGGGCCGAGUAAUAUGUGCACCAUUGACACUGUCAGCAACCUGGCAGCCAUUUAUCACGCUAUGGCGAAGUCUGGAAAAGCCAGCAAGUUAUAUGAGCGAGCGUUUCGGGCUUAUAAAGAUAAAUUAGGUACAGGGCAUCCCAAGACUCAGCAGGCAGAGCUCCGCUGGAGGGUUUCUACCCACGAUGCGGGAAGGAACGCAGGGAGCAUCCUUUUUAGAUUCUACUCUGCCUUUUAG
This is a messenger RNA of Penicillium waksmanii, 972 nucleotides long. RefSeq lists its product as uncharacterized. NCBI's taxonomy places the organism in Eukaryota, Fungi, Ascomycota, Eurotiomycetes, Eurotiales, Aspergillaceae. The transcript has a single exon. The coding region runs from base 1 to 972 and encodes 323 amino acids. Gene Ontology annotation, molecular function: protein binding. The record is from RefSeq and is a predicted model, not a curated record.